UGACAAACAAAAGACUAGAAUAAUAUAUUAAAUUUUGAUUGUCAAAUGCAUUACUUUUUUAAUUAACUAUUUUACAAAUUUUGACCAAUAUAAUAUAAUAAACACAAUUUUUUGAAGUUUACAUUUUAUCAUUAAAUAAUGUAUUAAAAAUGUAAAAAGUAUUUUAACCAAAAAAUGUAAAAAAUGUAUUUUUUGAAAUAUUUUAAUUCUUGUAAAACAUAGAUAUUUUGGAAUGGAAAGAAUGUUUAUAAAAAAAAAAGAUAGAAAGAUAUAUAUAAUAGAUAUAUUAUGGUUUAUGGUUGAUAUAUUGGUGAAGCAUCCAAGAAACUCCGGAACAUCUUUUAAAUAUUCGCAAAGAAUACUCCUAUAUGACAUAUCCGAACAAGCUGUAUUCUAUAUGUCAUUCAGCUUUUUUUUCUUCUCAAUAGUCAAUACCCACAGAUUGUGUAUUAGCUUUUAUUUAAAAUAGAGAAAUAAAGGAUAACUAUUAACUAAAUCUGUCGUUGAAUUGAAUAAAAAUUGAAUUCAGGAACUGACUAGUAGUCAUAAUCCAUAUCUGAAAAAACACAAGACGAGUUUCUCAUAACUAAUCAAAUGCAAUCGCUAAUUAAAAAUUAAACAUACUAACAACUUACAUAAAACCACGGGAAAAUCGUAAAUGAUAUACAACGAUCGCGUGUUUUUUUUUCCCAACAUUUUAACAAAUCAACGUGCUACACGUGGACUACCAACCAAAGCAGGCCGUUAUUUUCAGGAAAAAGGAAGGAUCACAGCUCCGUCGCUUUAUCUAUCCACCCACCCACCCACCCAAUAUCUCGUCGUCUUCCGUUGAUCAUCUUCUUCUUCUUCUUCUCAUCAAUCAAUCAAAAGAGAGACUCUCGUGGAUUCAGAAUCUCUCCUUCCGUCAAAUUCAUAUUCUUACUCUCUCUCUAUAUAUAUAUAUACAAGGAGUUGCUGAUGGUAGAGAGCUAUAGUAACCUCUCGUGGCUCGUAUGGAUCCAAAUGUUCGUCUUCUUCCUCCUCCUACUCCUCCUCUGCGUCUUCGGAUUGUUAUCCUCAGAGAGCAGUGUCUCAUCAUCCGCUGACUCACUUCCUUCUACGUCCGCCUCUCGGAGGUUUCUUUCUGGAGAUCCGAUUCCGAUCAGCCACCACCAUGGCUUGGGGUUCUCCGUAGUACAGUCUAAUCAGAUGGGAACUUCUCAGGCCAUCAAAGGAGAGAUAGCACCAGCUGAAACAAGGAGAGUCACGAGAACAGAGGAAGAAGAAAGUUCUUCUGAUGAAGAUUCGACUAGUAGUAGUAGUUUGUAUCAUCCCUGUAAUUUGUUUCAGCUUGCUGGAACUGCAUUCCUUAAGUGUUUUGGGCUUGACCGGAGUACACAAGAAACUGAUGAUUCUCUGAGACCUGAAUCUAAGAAACAGAGGUGAUCCAAGUUCUUGUGAAUAUAGAAGAAGAACAUACACGUUUUUUAUACGAGUUGUUGAUGCGUAGCAUUUGUUGAUUAGGAGAGAAUGAAGAAACAUGUAAGUACAUAUAUGGAAAGGUUAUAUUGUUGGGGUUAACAUGAACGAGUUAACUCAGUGAAUAACUGUGGUUUAAAUAUUUUAAAUGCGGUUUAUAUCGGUGGUACAUCUGAAAUCUUCCGACCGCAUGUCAAUUUAUGUUCAAAAUAAAUCGAUUGCUAUUA
Molecule: messenger RNA, 1685 nt
Organism: Brassica rapa (field mustard)
Lineage: Eukaryota; Viridiplantae; Streptophyta; Magnoliopsida; Brassicales; Brassicaceae
Biological process (GO): innate immune response
Source: RefSeq, a predicted model, not a curated record